GCAAUCUGUCACCUGGUCCACGCCGCCAUCAGCAGCUGCUUAUUAUCAGACUGUUCGGUUCCGGCUGAUUUUAGAGGAGUUGCGCCUGCCAUACCUAAGAGUAAGAACCCCUACAGCUGCCUUACAACGCUCAUUAUUUCGUCAUUUAUUCGACAAUUCGACAUGAAUUUUUUUUAAUGCACUUUGACCGUUAUGUUGUCUGAGUUGGAUAAAAAAUUUAUGGGAAAGGUAGACCAUUUUUUUUUUUGGUCAAUAGGUAUUCAAAGGUGUGAUAGCGCAUUUAGGCGCUAUUCGUUACGGCAACACUGCCGUACCUCGUUAUCGUCAGUUUAGAUGAUAUUUCAUCAGAUUAUGUUUACGUUCGAAUAGUUUAAAAUGUACGAAUGCGUUCGCGUGUUAUUUUAUUAUUUUUUAAUGAAUAAAUAUGAAUAAUCGACGAUCUUUUAUUGAGUUAUAAUAUUGGCGCAGUCGGUAGUGUAGUUCGCGACGUAAUUAUGGAUGCCCAGACGGCUGCAGCGAUUCUACAAUCGCUCACCGAACAGAGCAAAGCUCUAACAAAUGCUGUGGCAAGAUUAGCCGAAUCUUCCGUUACCACCAGCGAUGUUUUGAACACCACUACGUCCGGUGGCAGCAAUUCUUCAGCUCCGAUCGUCCGACUAGACAAGUAUGAUGAACAAAACGAAAGCUUCGAGAAUUUUAUCUCUAGACUAGAAGUGUAUUUCAACGCUUAUCAUACGGCAACCGACAAGAAAGCUUCAACCUUGUUGAACUCACUGUCACCGAAGAUGUUCGCUUUGGUAAAGAAUCUAGUCUAUCCAGAGGACAUUAAAACGGCAUCAUACGCUACCUUGAAAAAACUCAUCGAAGAUAAGGUCUGCCCUAAACGACUGAAAAUUCUAGCUCGACACGCGUUCUUAAACCGCAAGCAACGUGAAGGUGAAUCUGUAUCCGACUACAUCACCGAGCUGAGAAAAUUAGCUGUUGACUGUAAGUACGCCAACGAAUUUUUAAACGAAAUGCUACGCGAUGUAUUCGUCAGUGGACUACGUUCAAAACCUAUCCUUGAUCGUCUUUUCGAAGAAGAUGAUAUUCCGCUUGACAAAACCUUGAGUAUCGCUCAAGCGAUUGAACGUGCGUUAGCUAGUACCAACGAAAUUCUCUCACCGGCAGUAUCCGAUGCUCCAGUUCACAAGUUACAAAAUCAAAACCAGAACCGCAGUCGUUUCAAGAAGAAAACGUAUUCGUGUGACAACGGUGGUCAAUUUCAAAGUGCGACAACUACUCAGUGUAUUCGUUGUGGUUUGAAUAAUCAUACUGCGGCUAAUUGUAUGAAGAAGAAUUUACGUUGUAAUUUCUGCAAAGCUCAAGGUCACGUCGCCGAAGUUUGUUUUAAAAAGAAACGCGCCGCUGAAACGAAACCAGCCAACGAGUCUACGUCUACGAAAACAAACUCCAACGCCAAACCGAAAGGUGUGAAAUCUGUUUCGAAGUACAACGACGUUAGCGACGACGACGAUUACAACGUUUUGACCUUACCUGUUCGAACUGUUCAUUCGUGCUCCGUGCAAGAUGACGAGUCUCCAGUUAUGAUCAACGUUAAAAUCAACGAUAAUCCAACCGAAAUGGAAGUAGAUUGCGGUAGUCUUCGUUCGAUUAUGAGUAAAUCGAUUUUCUGCAGUCUUGGUGGCAAUUUAUCUACGUUACAGCCGACCAACGACGUUUUCAAAGACUAUACCGGGCACGUCUUUCAUCCAAUCGGUGUCGCUCGUGUUCCAGUUAAAUACAACGACAAAUCUACGAAGCUGACUCUCCACAUUAUCAACGAAAACUUACCUGCUCUUCUUGGUCGAGAUGGUAUGCGAGAGUUGGAAAUUUAUCUCAGCAAUAUUCAUUCCGUUCAGCGCUCCGAUCUACCUACACCAGUGGCCCAACGAUUAGAAGCCCUGUUAGAGAAGUAUUCGUGCGUUUUUGAGCCCACCAUCGGUGAAAUUAAAGACCACGUCGAAUCGUUACACUUCAAACCAGACGCUGAACCGAAAUUCCUGAAAGCUCGACCCGUACCGAUCGCUCUACGGUCCAAAAUUGAGGACGAGUUAGAUCGUUUAGUCGCCAACGGAGUUCUCAAAAAAGUUGAAACCAGCGAAUGGGCUUCGCCGAUCGUACCAGUCGUUAAAAAGAACGCUGUUCGCAUUACAGGCGAUUAUAGUGGAACCGUUAAUCCACAAAUAUUCAUCAACCAAUACCCGUUUCCUGGCUACGACGAAAUUACAACGCAAAUGUCCAACGAAGAAGGCUCCGAAGUCCACUCGUCAGUACUCGAUGUUUAUUCGGCAUUUCUGCACAUGCCAACUGACGAAAAGACAAGCGACGCUCUCGUUAUCAACACGCACCGCGGACUGUAUCGCCCGAAACGCAUUUUCUUCAGCGUGGGCUCAGCUCCGGCAAAGUUCCAAAAAUGGAUGGAUGGAAAAUUCCGCCGUAAAGGUCGCGUAGUUGUGCACGACGAUAUUCAUCUCUCAGCAGCCAGCAUCGAAGAACAUUUUCGUCUGUUGGAAGACACUCUUCGAAUCUGCAAAGAAGCUAAUUUACGCUUGAACCGUUCGAAAUGCCGUUUCUUUGAACGCAAAGUAAAGUUUGUUGGAUACACGAUCGACGCGAAUGGAGUUCACGAGACCGACGAUAAAGUUUUAGCAGUUCUCAACGUUCCUGCACCCACCAACCCAACAGAGGUGAAAUCGUUUCUUGGUCUCGUCGGUUUUUACUCGAAGUUUGUCCCUCAUCUGGCGACAAUAGCAGCUCCGUUACAUCGUUUAACUCGUCAAAGCGAAGAUUUCAUCUGGACAGAUGAAUGCGAACAAAGUUUCCAGCACGUCAAACAAGAAAUCGCAUCAGAACGUGUACUCACUCGCUACGAUCCGAAAAAACCAAUCGUUGCGAUUAAAUGGGCCGUCACGAAGUUUUUCAACUAUCUGUACGGACAACGGUUCGUUUUAUACACAGAUUCAGAGCCCUUGACUCAUAUUUUUGGGCCUCACCGAAAGAAGUUGCCAGCGCUUAGCGCUACUCGUAUGAUGCAUUACGCAUUAUACCUUCAACAGUUCGUUUUCGAUAUCAAGUACAGACGCUCAGAGAAGAACGGUAACGCCGAUGCCCUCUCCAGAUUACCUCUUCCUACUUCAUCCGACGAUCUGUUCGCGAGCAAAGACGACAUCGCAGUUUUCCAUGUCUCACAGAUGGACAAAUUACCUGUUACGAAACGCGAACUUGCGAAAGCUACGGUUAAAGAUCCGGAAACACGUUCCAUUCUCGAUGGUCUACGCGCAGGAAAAAUCUACAAUUCGCCUUACACCUGUGAAGGUGACGUUUUAUUCAUGGGUAUGCGCGUCUACGUUCCGUCUGCUCUGCGCUCAUCGGUUCUUCAAGAACUUCAUAAAGGCCACAUCGGCGCAUCGAAAAUGAAAUCGCUCGCUCGAUCUCACUUAUAUUGGCCUAAAAUCGACAAAGACAUCGAAAACAUCACGAAGAAAUGCCAAUCUUGCGUCGAAAACGCAAGUGACCCGAAGAAGACUUCUCAUUAUUCGUGGGAACCAGCGUCCGCGCCUAUGGAGCGCGUUCAUAUUGAUUUUGCAACCAUCAACGGUAAAAUUCUAUUUUUGAUCGUUGAUGCAUUCUCGAAGUGGGUCGAAGUCGAUAUCGUCCCCUCUACGUCAUCGAAGUCUGCGAUAUCAAGCUUGGAAUCGUUUUUCACCACGUUUGGUAUUGCUCAAACAGUAGUCUCCGAUAACGGAACAGCGUUUACAAGUUCCGAGUUCAAGGAAUUCGCAGAGAAUGUCGGUUUCUGCCAUAAAACGAGUGCUCCGUUUCACCCAGCAACCAAUGGCCAAGUCGAACGUUUUGUGGCCACUGUAAAAAAUUCGUUGAAAAGGUUGCCUGGCACCGACUUGCAGCAGAAGCUGAACGAAGCGUUAUUUGCGAUCCGCCGAGCUCCGCAUACAACAACGGGAAUUUCUCCAGCCAAACGUUUCUUGGGCCGUGAGCUAAAUUCUCCGUUAAAUUUAUCCGCCGUUGCCAAGGCAAAGUCGAAGCCAACGCCGAUCUCUCGACCUCCAGUCUCGUUUUCCGAGGGGGAAAGAGUAGCGGCUCGUAAUUAUUCUCGUCACCAAGGGAAAAAGUGGCUGAUUGGAAAAAUCGUCAGUAAAGACGGCGAAGUUAAUUACACGGUAUCUGUUAACGAUUCGCUUCAUCGAUUUCAUGUCGACCAACUGAGAAAGAUCGAUCAAAACAUAUCGCCGACAGGAAUCGUUCCUAUAUUUUUCCCAGCCGAACAAAGCGAGUCGCCGGAACCUCCACAAGAUCCAGGAGAAUCGCCGGUACCUCAGUGA
Planococcus citri (citrus mealybug) is the source of this 4382-nucleotide messenger RNA. RefSeq lists its product as uncharacterized. The transcript has a single exon. Bases 495 to 4382 code for a protein of 1295 amino acids. Gene Ontology annotation, biological process: DNA integration. Gene Ontology annotation, molecular function: zinc ion binding; nucleic acid binding. NCBI's taxonomy places the organism in Eukaryota, Metazoa, Arthropoda, Insecta, Hemiptera, Pseudococcidae. The record is from RefSeq and is a predicted model, not a curated record.